This is a messenger RNA of Elephantulus edwardii (Cape elephant shrew), 1629 nucleotides long. RefSeq names its product spermatogenesis-associated serine-rich protein 2-like. The record is from RefSeq and is a predicted model, not a curated record. Gene Ontology annotation, cellular component: cytoplasm. NCBI's taxonomy places the organism in Eukaryota, Metazoa, Chordata, Mammalia, Macroscelidea, Macroscelididae. Gene Ontology annotation, molecular function: protein binding.
AUGUCCAGGAAACAAAGUCAGAAGGAUUCAUCAGGAUUCAUUUUUUAUUUACAGUCCAAUACUGUGCUGGCUCAGGGAGGAACUUUUGAGAACAUGAAAGAAAAGAUAAAUGCAGUGCGUGCAAUAGUUCCUAAUAAGAGCAACAACGAGAUCAUCCUCGUCUUGCAGCACUUUGAUAAUUGUGUGGACAAAACAGUACAAGCAUUCAUGGAAGGUAGUGCUAGUGAAGUACUCAAAGAAUGGACAGUAACAGGCAAGAAAAAGAACAAAAAGAAGAAAAGCAAACCAAAACCUGUAACAGAAUCGAGUAACAGUAUCCCAGAUUCCGGCAAACUGGCAUCCAUUCAAGAGGAACAGUCGGCACCUUCCUCAGAGGAAAGUGGCAUUAACGGUUACCAUGUCAAUGGUGCCAUUAAUGAUACUGAAUCUGUAGAUUCACUCAGUGAAGGCGUGGAGACCCUUUCAGUAGAUGCGAGAGAAUUGGACGAUCCUGAGUCUACUGCAUCAGAUGGCCACACACUGCAUAGAAUAGGAGCCAUGCUGGAGAAUGGGGUCUCGGAUUUUGAGCCUAAAUCUUUGGCUGUGCACUCUACACAGGAAAGUUCCCCCAAAUCUCUCUCAAGAAAUUCCACAGAAGCUCAGCUUUCAAAUCUGGGGGUGGAAGAUGUUCCCCUCUCUGCCACUAACAAAAAGCUAGGUUCCAAUAUUGAAAAAUCUGUAAAAGAUCUCCAGCGCUGCACAGUGUCCCUUGCACGGUAUAGAGUUGUGGUUAAAGAAGAGAUGGACGCUUCCAUCAAAAAAAUGAAACAAGCUUUUGCAGAACUGCAGAGUUGUUUAGUGGACCGAGAAGUGGCAUUGCUUGCAGAAAUGGACAAAGUAAAGGCUGAAGCAAUGGAAAUUUUGCUUGGCUGACAAAAGAAAGCUGAACUUCUAAAGAAGAUGACUGAUGUAGCUGUUCGAAUGACAGAGGAGCAAUUGAUUGAGCUCAGAGCUGAUAUAAAGCAUUUUGUUAGUUAACGUAAAUCUGAUGAGGAUCUGGGACGAGUAGCACAGUUUACCUGUGAUGUAGAAACCCUAAAGAAGAGCAUUGAUUCAUUUGGACAAGUGUCACAUCCAAAGAACAGCUAUUCAACAAGACCCCAGUGUAGUUCUGUUACAUCUGCAUCUUUGAGCAACCCAAGUGAUGCUUCUGCUGCUUCCUCUUCCACCUGUGCCUCUGCUCCCAGCCUUACAAGUACUAAUAAGAAAAUCUCUGCACCCGGAGAGACUCCUGCAGCCAUAACCCACUCCAGUGGCCGGCCUUCCCAGCCUCCUCGGGAGGUAUUUCCGGGGAACAGACGAGGAGGACAAGGCUAUAGACCACAAGGCCAAAAGUCCAGUGAAACCACAAGCCAAGGGAGACAUGACGGUGUAGGUCGUUACAGAAAUAGCUCAUGGUAUUCAUCUGCUCCCAAGUACCAGAAUGCUCCACCCCAGGCACCAGGAAGCACUGAAUGGGGUCAGGUUCACGCUUCAGGGACCAAUGGAACUGGAGCCAGCGUGGAGCCCAGCCUGCCCAAACCCUCUUUCAAAAAGGGGCUCCCCCAGCACAAACCCAGGACCUCUCAGGCUGAAGCUGUGAACUCUUGA